This is a messenger RNA of Teleopsis dalmanni, 892 nucleotides long. RefSeq lists its product as uncharacterized. Bases 294 to 800 code for a protein of 168 amino acids. The transcript is spliced from 3 exons. Lineage: Eukaryota; Metazoa; Arthropoda; Insecta; Diptera; Diopsidae. The record is from RefSeq and is a predicted model, not a curated record.
UAUUUUUUUUUUUCCACAAAAAUGUUUGGAUUUCAUUCCCCGUACCAAAUUGGUUAAUAUGUAUAUGUAUACGUAAGGCAAUAAGCUGAUUAAACUAUUGAUUAAUUUAAUAACAUAUCGAAAAUAAUCGGCCAAUUUAUACAUUUCAAAUACAAAAGUCAUUUUCCUGGUAAACACCACGUAAAGUAUUUUCAGUAGAACUUUCUGAUAACUUUCGGAUCAUUAAAACUGACUGAACAUCAUUUUUGUUAUUACAUGCUUAAGGUGGUAUUAUAUUCAAUCCUGUAUCAAAAAUGCCUCGUAUUAACCGAGAUCCAUCCAUUGAAAAUUUGGAUGCGUUCUUUGAAGCAAAUAUAAACAGGGCUCGUCAAGAACUAAAUGCAAACUCAUCCCGAAAAGCAUAUCCUGACAAAUAUGGCAGUGACGGAGAAUCUAUUGAUGACGAGGAGGAAAAUGAUGUUGAACACGACUGGUUUAAACUAGAAGCAGAGGAAAAUGAGAAACUACUAAAUCGUUCAAAUUUCAUCAAGUUCAUCACCAAUACUGACUCCCCAAAGAAAGUUUUUACCAAAGAUCCCGUCAAGAAUGAGUUUAUUGAACGCAUGAAUAGACGCAAUGCAAAUUUAAGGCAUGUUUUAGGAGACUUCGAGAGACAGUUAUUAGAAACAAUGGUUGAAAAUAGUAGUGAGGAGAAUUCCAACACGUCUUCUGAAUCUAACGUCUCGUCUUCGUUAGAUGAUGAUGAUAUAACAAUCGUUUCUGUUGACACAGAUUCUGCUGAAAGUAACCAGUCUGGCUAAUAUCGAUUUAAGUCUAAGUUGAUUUUUUCUGAAAUUCUAUGCAUAACUACUAUUUUUAUACAAUUCAAAUUUUCUGUUCAAUAAAAACAUAA